This is a messenger RNA of Lynx canadensis (Canada lynx), 2717 nucleotides long. RefSeq names its product solute carrier family 44 member 3 (gene SLC44A3). Gene Ontology annotation, cellular component: membrane. NCBI's taxonomy places the organism in Eukaryota, Metazoa, Chordata, Mammalia, Carnivora, Felidae. The coding region runs from base 91 to 2046 and encodes 651 amino acids. Gene Ontology annotation, molecular function: transmembrane transporter activity. The transcript is spliced from 16 exons. The record is from RefSeq and is a predicted model, not a curated record. Gene Ontology annotation, biological process: transmembrane transport.
CUUCCGGCCGCUGGGCCUUCUGGCCGCAGGUUCCUCUGCCGCGGGGCGCUUCGUGGGCUUCCAGUCUUCGGCCCGGUGCCGCAGCACAGGAUGCAGUGUCCCGGCGCCGAGUACCUGGUUUCUGCAGAGAGAACUCCCCGGAAAAGAGAGUGGAGACCUCAGAUUUAUAGGAAGUGCACAGAUACAACAUGGCUAUUCCUCUUCUUUCUCUUUUGGACUGGUUUGCUGUUCAUCAUGGGCUACUCGAUGGUGGCGGGAGCCACAGGAAGACUCCUCUUUGGCUAUGACAGCUUUGGCAACGUGUGUGGCAAGAAGAACUCCCCUGUAGAAGGGGCCCCUCUUUCAGGGCAGGACAUGACCCUGAAAAGACACGUAUUCUUUAUGAAUUCCUGCAACCCGGAAGUCAAGGACAUGAGGCUCAGUUCCACCAUCCUGUGCGUGUCGAGCUGUCCUGAAGAGCAGCUUGAUACCCUGGAAGAGGUCCAGCUCUUUGCAGACAAGAAUGGGUCCUUCCUGUGUGUUUACAGUUUGAAUUCCAUCAACUACACCCAGAAUCCAAAUGCAGACUCAUUGUGUCCCAGGCUGCCGGUUCCUCCGAGCAAGUCUUUCCCCUUGUUUAACAGAUGUGUCCCUCAAACACCCGAGUGCUAUUCCUUGUUUGCAUCUGUUUUGAUAAAUGAUGUUGACACCCUCCAUCAAAUUCUAAGUGGAAUAAUGUCAGGAAGAGACACAAUCCUUGGUCUGUGUAUCCUCGCAUUAGCCUUGUCUUUGGCCAUGAUGUUCACCUUCUGGUUCAUCACCACCCUUCUGGUUCACAUUUUCAUUGCACUGACUAUUUCGGGACUGCUGUUUGUCUGUGGUGUCUUAUGGUGGCUGUAUUAUGACUAUACCCAUGACCUCAGCAUAGAAUUGGACACAGAAAGGGAAAAUAUGAAGUGUUUGCUGGGGUUUGCUCUUGUAUCUACAGUAAUCACGGCAGUUCUGCUCAGCUUGAUUUUUGUCUUCAGAAAGAGAAUAAAAUUGACAGUCGAACUUUUCCAAGUCAUAAAUAAAGCCAUCAGCAACUCUCCAUUCCUGCUGUUCCAACCACUAUGGACUUUUGCCAUCCUCAUUUUCUUCUGGGUCCUCUGGGUGGCCGUGCUGCUGAGCCUGGGAACUGCAGGAGCUGCACAGGUUAUUGAAGGUGGCCAAGUGGAAUAUAAGCCUAUUUUAGGCAUUCGGUAUAUGUGGUGGUACCAUUUGAUUGGCCUCAUCUGGACUAGCGAAUUCAUCCUUGCGUGCCAGCAAAUGACUGUAGCCGGCGCACUUGUUACUUGCUAUUUCAACAGAAAUAAAAAUGACCCUCCUGAUCGCCCAAUCCUUUGGUCUCUCUCCACUCUUUUCUGCUACCAUCAAGGAACAGCCAUAAAAGGGUCAUUUUUAAUCACUGUGGCAAGGAUUCCAAGAACCAUUCUCAAGUACAUUUACAACACUCUGAAAGACAAGCAUAAUGCAUGGUCGACAUACAUGUUCAGAUGCUGCUUCUGCUGUUUCUGGUGUCUUGACAAAUGCCUAUGCCAUCUCAACCAGAAUGCAUAUGCUGCAACUGCCAUUAAUGGGACAGAUUUUUGUACAUCAGCAAAAGAUGCGCUCAAACUCUUAUCCAAGAAUUCAAGUCAUUUCACAUCUGUUAACUGCUUUGGAGACUUCAUAAUUUUUCUAGGAAAGGUGUUGGUGAUGUGUCUCACUGUUUUUGGAGGACUGAUGGCAUUUAACUACAACCGUGCCCUCCAGGUGUGGGCAGUCCCUCUGCUGCUGGUUGCUUUUUUUGCCUACUUUGUAGCCCAUAGUUUCUUAUCUGUGUUUGAAACUGUGCUGGAUGCACUCUUCCUGUGUUUUGCUGCUGAUCUGGAAACAAAUGAUGGAUCGUCGGAAAAGCCCUACUUUAUGGACCAAGAGUUUUUGAGUUUUGUAAAAAGGAUCAACAAGUUAAAAGACACGAGGGCACAGGGGGAGGAGAACUCACUAAGGAACGAGGAGGGAACAGAACUCCAGCCCGUUGUGUGAUAGGUGCCCAUUAGAGUGUUGCCCCUGGAAAGUGUCCUUCUUCUAAGAGCCAUUCACAGAAUAAAUGGUUUCUCAUAUGCAAAAUGGAGAAAAUACCACCUACUUUGGAUUUAGGAGAGGAUUCAACAUAACCAAUGUAAAAAGCACAGCGUAAUGUGGGCACCCUGGAGAGUUACAUGUGAGUACCUAUUAUGACCACAUACACUCUCCAGGCCAUCCAUUUCAGAAGCUCAUCACACAUUCAGCAGAACUUAUGCCGAGCAGUCCUUAAGGCCUGAAGUCUCAAAGAGCCAGCCACAAGUACAGUAACUCAUUUCUCCAUUUAUGCCAAGCAGACAGUCCAGGUUUAACUGGUAAAAAAGGAAACUUGAAUGGCUCCUAUACAAGACAAUGCCACAUGUGGCAGGACAUCUCAACUUUAGGUCACAAGAAGAAAGCUUUUUCAAACCUUAUCCCCCACUCCUGUUGGAUGUGAGCCCUGCCUGCUCUCCAGUGGUUAUGGGAACCUAUGAGGGGCUGAUCUAUUUUUAACCAGGAAAUACUUCCAUCUUGCAUGGUGUUAGAAUGCUGGCAUUCUCACCAUGCUAGAGCCCCACCUAACUCCUCCUUAGAACACCAGAUCAUUUUACCUACCAAGUUUCAGAGGCAUUAGAAGGAGCAAUUUACUUGGA